Messenger RNA from Stereum hirsutum FP-91666 SS1, 1719 nucleotides. RefSeq lists its product as uncharacterized. The record is from RefSeq and is a predicted model, not a curated record. The transcript has 8 exons. Bases 357 to 1340 code for a protein of 327 amino acids. Lineage: Eukaryota; Fungi; Basidiomycota; Agaricomycetes; Russulales; Stereaceae.
CUUGUCUGUUUGUCCAAGCUCCCGCUGUCGUUCCGUCUCAGCAAUACCUGCUGUCUAUUCGUUUAGUGUUGUCCGUUCUAUAUGGGUAUUUUAGUGGGAACAAGGCACUCAUUGAAACUCGAAGUUCCAGAGCAGCUGAUCCGUCGUCCCCCUGCCACGCCUUUUCUCUUCCGACUCAAACCCGUCCGACAUCAGAUCUCUGUUGUCUCCCGCGUCCUUCGGUACGCCCGCGUGGGGAUCUCCAAGUCUUGGCGUGCUAUAUAAACGGCGAGCUGGCAUCAGACGGCGUCGGGCCACCGAUCACUCCCUUGUAGCUGGCUAGUUGCUCGUCGACGUCUUGUGCUCACUGGCGAACGAUGAACGCCAUGCUGCUCGACUCUGGUCUUCCUAUGGAGGUGCUUCUCGAGGCAAUCCUGUAUGGUGUCCACCUCGUCUGUUUCGUCACUGCGGUCUACUUUGUACAAUACUUUUCCCUGCGGGGUUACACCACACUCCUUUGCACAAUCACCCUUCCAUUCGUUCUCUCGUCUUCACACCUCGUCAACAACAUACGGAUCUUACGCACCGAAGCGGAACUCGUCGCACAUUUCGUGCCUCUAGAGGCCAGUCAAGUUGUCGCCGAAUCCAGUCCUGCCGCUAUCGCACAGAUCUACUUCUUGGCUUUCAAUACCAUAUUCACGAGCUCCAUCGUACUGUGGCGCGCCUCAACCAGUAAGACUGCAGCCCUGUCCGCCUGUCUCUCCGCUACUUUAUUGUCUUUCACGGCCGCCACGUCUCUCAGCCACGCAUACGAUUGCGCCUACACCGUAGAAGCAUUCCAUCAUCCAGUCCCUCGCUUCUGGUCACAUCGAUACACCUCGUUAUUGGCGAUGUCAUCCGACUAUCUGGUCUUGCUGGCGAAUGCCGUUGGGACUUGGGCAAUUGUGCAACAGGGAUGGUCUAGGGCGAGAGAGGAUCGGAGAGGUAUGCUUUGGUUGAUGGCGGAGUCGGGAGGUGUGUUCACUGUGGCUCUGAUCGCUUCGUCCAUCCUUCGUCAGUACAACCAUUACCUCAACACAGACGGCAUCAUGGUCCAACUGGCGGGCAUCUCAUCCACCCUCAUUCUCGCCACCUCGAUCUACAAGCAAUCUCCAUUCGACAUCCAUCCUCAUCUCGACCUCCCACGGUACUCAACCGUCACAUGCACACACGCCACCCACUGUGUUCAGGUCCCAAUCUACCCUUCAGCUUCCACCCCUGGCUGCAUCGCAGCAAAGCAGCACCUCGACUUCGAGCCUGACACGAAGUCUGCACUCGAAUGGAGAUCGCAGCCCGAAAAAUGGCCCGUGCAUGAAUGCUAGCAACUUCACUGACAACUCACGGCUCGGACCCGUCAGCAGUCAAUCGAGAUCGAGCCUCAAAGCUUAUCAGUCGUUUAAAUGAAAAGAACUCAGAAGACGGAUGUACCUCGGACUCGAGAACUGACUCCACAACGUCAGCGCCGAUGGAUGACCAUUGGCAGGUGUGUGCGUACUGUUUUUGAAUACCUGACUAUAGUCUAUUUGUGUGGCAUACCCUUAUUGUCGGCGUAAUCUUGGGACUCUGGGGAUAUUAUUGGGACUUUGGUUCGUUUUCUUGUUUUGAUUUCGGGAAUACGUAUGUAGGAAGUAUAGUAAUCUUAUUCAUUCGGUUUCGUGGCCCGGGCUGAAGCUGAAUGCAUGUUCAGAGCUCCCAAGUGUG